AUGUUAAACCGGGUAAACCGUGAACUGAGGGCCGCCACCCAAUCACCCACCAGUCCCAUAGCCCUGUACCAGACCAAGCGUAACAGCGUGGUGGUGGUGAACAAGGACACCGGUGUGCCCACCAUAGUCAUACAGAAACACGGUAACGGCGAUUACGAUUUGAACACGAUGCAAACGUUUAAUUCAACGAGCGCCCAGACCAAGCGCAAAAUACUGGCCAUGUUGCAAGAGGUGAAUAAUAGGCGCACAAUUAGGGAGUGCCGCGAAUCAGAUGAAGAGUUGGGUAGUGUGCUCGGCAUUCACACCUACUUCAAUCAAAAGACUACACAUUAUAAGCAAAAGUACAAAGUGUAUAAUUUUCUUAAUUAUCCGAAAGGGUUUUGGGCCAUAAGUUACCACAUACUUGUGUUCAUGAUGGUGUUCGCCUGUCUCAUAGUGACCGUGUUCUCCACAAUCGACGAGUUUCAAGCCGGCGCCCUACGCUAUCUAUACCUGUUGGAGAAGGUAAUAAUCGUGUGGUUCAGCUCGGAGUUUAUCAUACGGUGGUGGUCAUCGAGCUGUAAAAACCAGUACCAGGGUUGGUCCGGCAAAUUCAAGUACCUAUCAGUGCCCUCGCGACUCAUGGACUGCCUGGUGAUCACCCUAUCUAUAGUAGUGUUGACAAUCAACCCGAGCUCAGGGCACGAGGUGUUCGCCGCCUCAGCCUUCCGGGGCUUUCAUAGGUUUUUUCAAGUCAUACAGAUUUUGACACUUAAUAAACAGCUACAGCCGUGGAAAGUGCUAUCGUCGGUGAUCUACGACCAGAGGGAACAGUUGUUUAUUAUAUUCUACAUAGAGUUUAUUGUGUUGUGUAUAUUGGCCUACAUUUCCUACAUUGUG
Medioppia subpectinata is the source of this 879-nucleotide messenger RNA. NCBI's taxonomy places the organism in Eukaryota, Metazoa, Arthropoda, Arachnida, Sarcoptiformes, Oppiidae. The record is from the annotation of a GenBank genome assembly.